AGGUGCUUAGAGAACGCCCGGGCUCAGAGAGGGAAAGCGCCUUGCAGAGUGUCGCGCAGCUCUGGAGGCAGGAGGUCAGAGCACAGAACUCCUGACCUCCUGGUAGUCCCGGCAUUUCUUUUAAUAUUGACUUGUAUUUGUUAGGAUACUUUGGGCUUCGAGAAACUGACCAUGUAACUUGACAUCACUGAGGGUGUAGGGGCGGAGGGCCCUUGGGGUGAUUAUAAAGGUUAAACGCUAAAAAGGAUGUCAAAACACCCAUCAGUUAGUCACUGUAUUUCUUCUUCCAUGUGGCUUGCUUAUUGAUAAGACAGAGGCACGGGGUUCUUUGGUUCUUUUUUCUGCUAACCUCAGGUCUACUACUCAACAGGACAAUUCCCAGGGAAAAUGAACCCCACGCUGGGCCUGAGCCUCUUUCUGGCUGGCCUGCUCACCACAGAAGGUCUUCUGAAGCCCAGCUUUUCGGACCAGAAUCAUGAAACUCUGGACCGGUCCCAAGAGAGGAAGGGUAGGAUGGCGGCCAAGGAGCUUGCAAAGCGGAACAUGGCUUUUGGCUUCAAGCUGCUCAAGAAAAUGGCCUCCGUCAACUCGCACAAGAACAUCUUCUUUUCCCCCUUGAGCAUCUCCACGGCCUUCUCCCUGAUGUGUUUGGGGGCCCAGGAUGACACCCUGGCCGAGAUCAAGCAAGGAUUCAAUUUCAGGAAGAUGUCAGACAAAGAUCUCCAUGAGGGCUUCCACUACCUUAUCCGCAAGGUGAACCAGGAGACCCAGGGCGUCAAGGUGAAGCUUGGGAACACCCUGUUCAUGGACAAGAAGCUGCAGCCACAGCGGGAGUUUCUGAGAGAUGCCAAGAACUUGUACUACGCAGACACUGUCCCCACCAACUUUCAGAACAUGGAAAAUGCUCGGCAGCAGAUCAACGAUUAUAUCAGUGAGAAAACCCAUGGGAAAAUUAACAACCUGGUCAAGAAUAUAGACUCUGGCACUGUGAUGCUUCUUACAAAUUAUAUGUUCUUUCGAGCCAAGUGGCAAAAUGAGUUUGAUCCAAAAUUAACUAAAGAGGAAGCUUUCAUUCUGGAGAGAAACAAUUCAGUGAAGGUGCCCAUGAUGUUCCACGGGGGCAUGUACCAAGUUGGCCGUGAUGACCAGCUCUCCUGUACCAUCCUGGAAAUUCCCUACCUGAAAAACAUCACAGCCACCUUCAUUCUUCCGGAUGAGGGCAAGAUGAAGCACCUGGAGGAGGCCUUGGAGGAGAACAUUUUUGCCAAAUGGAAGCCAUUAAUGUUGCACAGGGUUGUAGACGUGUCUGUGCCCAAACUCCACAUCACUGGCACCCAUGACCUGAAGAGGACUCUCUCCCACCUGGGCAUCACCAGGAUCUUCGAGGAGCACGGCGACCUCAGCAGGAUCUCCCCUCACCGCAGCCUGAAAGUGGGCGAGGCGGUGCACGAGGCUGAGCUGAAGAUGGAUGAGAAGGGUACGGAGGGGGCCGCGGGCUCCGGAGCACAGACGCUGCCCAUGGAGACGCCAAUGCCCGUCAAGAUAAACCGCCCCUACAUACUCGUAGUUCACGAGACGUUGACGCCUUCCAUACUAUUCUUGGGAAAGAUUGUUAACCCUACUUCGAAAUAAAGGGGGAAUUCUUGCUUGCUGCAGA
Messenger RNA from Microcebus murinus (gray mouse lemur), 1657 nucleotides. RefSeq names its product serpin A12. Lineage: Eukaryota; Metazoa; Chordata; Mammalia; Primates; Cheirogaleidae. Gene Ontology annotation, molecular function: serine-type endopeptidase inhibitor activity. The record is from RefSeq and is a predicted model, not a curated record.